This is a messenger RNA of Drosophila gunungcola (fruit fly), 848 nucleotides long. It is a transcript of the gene Spase22-23, whose product is annotated as signal peptidase complex subunit 3. The transcript has a single exon. Gene Ontology annotation, biological process: protein targeting to ER. Bases 90 to 629 code for a protein of 179 amino acids. Gene Ontology annotation, cellular component: membrane; signal peptidase complex. The record is from RefSeq and is a predicted model, not a curated record. NCBI's taxonomy places the organism in Eukaryota, Metazoa, Arthropoda, Insecta, Diptera, Drosophilidae.
GCGACGGUCGCACUAAUUAGGAUUUUUUUUCCAAACUAACAACACUACGUGUCAUUUGCCGGACUUGCAGGGAUUUCAACGAUUUAAAGAUGCACACGGUAUUAACCCGAGGAAACGCCACGGUGGCAUAUACGCUGAGCGUCCUGGCCUGCCUCACCUUUAGUUGUUUCCUGUCCACCGUUUUCCUGGACUACAGAACCGAGGCCAACAUCAAUACGGUUCGAGUUCUGGUGAAGAAUGUGCCGGAUUACGGAGCCUCGCGGGAGAAGCACGACCUGGGCUACGUCACCUUUGACCUGCAGACGAACCUCACCGGCAUCUUCAACUGGAACGUGAAGCAGCUGUUCCUCUACCUGACCGCCGAGUACCAGACUCCGGCCAACCAGCUCAACCAGGUGGUCCUCUGGGACAAGAUCAUCCUGCGCGGCGAGAACGCCGUGCUUGACUUCAAGAACAUGAACACCAAAUACUACUUCUGGGACGACGGCAACGGCCUGAAGGACAAUCGCAACGUUUCGCUCUACCUCUCGUGGAACAUCGUCCCCAACGCCGGACUCCUGCCCUCCGUUCAGGCCACCGGAAAGCACCUAUUCAAGUUCCCGACCGACUAUGCCACCUCGUCCAUUUAGAGCUAGUGCAAAUGCAAAUUUAAAGCUGGUUCCGCUUGUGAGCCGCAGCUUGUAGUGUGUAUCUAAUAAAAACCCCCAAAUAAAAUCUCGUUGUGAAGAUUUCGGACUGAAAGAUCUUUCAGUUAACUCCCUCAAAAUCGUUCAUGUUUAUAAUUGUUUCGUAUUUGUGGAUGAAGGUAAUACGAAGUAUUAGCAAUAAAUUUGUAAUAGUUAAUUCAA